CCUAGGCAACAAGAGCGAAUCAGCAUCUCAAAAACAAACAAACAGAAAUAAACAGAUGAACCACAGAGUGGAAGAAGUUAUUUAUAACUUAUCAACAAAGGAUUAAUAACCAGAAUACUUACCUUUCCUACACUUAAAAAGAUUUACUGCUUUUCUUUGUGACUUAAUGUCUAUAGUCACUCAUUGUUAGAUUUAUCUUAGGAUCCCAAGCUCUACCUGAAGUUGAUUGAUCUGCAAAUUUAGUGUUAAAGUGAAUUAUUAGGAAGUUUUCUGUACUAGGCCUCCAUUAAAUCAGUUUGUCAUCUAUAAAAUCCACUUGGACUCAAAAUUUGAUGGAUCAAGCCACUUCUUUUAGGGAACCCAAUAGAAAAGAUAUGGCUUUCUAGUACCUUGUUGUUUUUAUACUAUUCAAUAAUAUUUUCCUAACAAUAUUUCUCUAAUAAUUCAAAUUCACAUAUUUCUUGCAUUGAACUUGGUUUAUAACAAAGGAGAAAUUCUGUUAACAUCUAAAAGUGAUAAAAAUAUUAGUUGCAGCCACAUGUUUAGAUUUUAGUUUUUAGUGUAUAGUACUUACUAGCUAUCUGUUUCUCAGAAAAUUCCUAUUUUCUGUUUUGAGAAAGAAUGGAACUCUAGACUUUCACAUGCAAUAAUUGUGUUUUUAACAAAUCAGUUGACUUUUCUGGUGCAUUUAAAGAUGCUUUUUCCUUUCAUCUCCAUUAGUUGUAAUCAACUUGUAGCAAGAGAAAAAGACCAACGUUUUUCUUUGUGUUUUGUUCUUGUGGAAACAAAAGUUAAGUUUUUACCACCUGUUAAAAGAGUAAACAUUACCUCCUCAGUUUCAGACCUAAUCAUAUUUUGUGAAAAUGAAUCACUGACACUGAUGGCCUGGUACCAUUGUAGCAGUUGGUGCAAUACCUACUGUCACAGGAUUUUGACUCCUUGAAGGCAGGAGCCAGGUCUUUUAUAUUUGUCAGUAACAGGUUCAUCCUCCUGUUUUUGUUAGCAUUUUGGCAAUAAAAUAUGUGAAUUAGAAUUAUCAUAAUAGAGGUGGUUAUCUAAUAAUAAAUGAAUGAUAUAGAAAGUUACUAGAGAGUUUAAAAGCUUCAUAGAGAUCAGUGAUUAUAAUACUUUAGAUAGGAAUUGCAGAAAAGUAUUUUGUAAAAUUGCAUUGCGAGAUAAUCCGCUUUGUGAUUGAGGGAGGGCAGGCAAAUGAACUGUGUUCAUGUGUAUUGCACACUCAGUACGAUAUAGUUUUUAUAUAUAAGUCCUGAAAAUAGAUUUGAGCUUUGUUCUGUGGACCAUGGGACCUGUACAGUCAAUAGUGAAUUGUUCAGGAAUUGGGUCCAGAUUAUCCUGAAUUCUUUGUGGUAGAGCCUUUGAAAGGGCUUAGAAAAUAUUCAGGAGAGCUGUUUCAUGACCAGAAGAGACCAGGAGUCUGCUUCUGCAACAGUGCUGGUACUCAAAUAACCCUGACCCAGGAGACUAGCACACUCUUUGAUCUUUAGAUGAUCUUUCUCCAUUUUUACAAAUAAUGACAUUAAAUCUAUUUUUGCUAAUAGUAGAAAGCUGAAUUAUCUGGUUUUGUAAUUUAAUGAGAACUUAAUAUAUAUAUGGGUGCCAUAUUUUGUUAGCACACUUUAGUAAUGCAGUCUCCUUGCUUCUUGCUUUGUUAGUGAUAGUAUUUGCUUUUCAACCUAUGAAUGAGGUUUGUUAGCACCAAACAGGGUGUUGCUUCUUCUCACUUUGCCACUAGUAAAAGAGGUGUGGUUGAUGAUAGCAAUCUAGGCUUUAUCCAAAGUUGAUCUCACAGCUUUCUCAGAUAGCUACCUUCUUUUUCAGCGUACUGUGACAAGGGAGCUAUCCAAAGAGGUGUGAUUCCCACCUCCCUGAGAGGUAAACCAAGCUGUUACAACCCAGGAGACCUGAUAAUUAAAUUUCCAAAUUCAUCUUUGUUUAUAUUUGCCAGUGGAAGUUUCUAAAUUGAAAUGUUUCUACAAAUUAGUUUUGGUACCUGUAACUGAAGGAGCUGGUGCAGCAUAUACAGAUAUGUCUAGCCUGCUAGGUCUGCCUGCUGUAUAUAGAGGGCAAAGUCUAUACAAGACAGUACCAAAGAUGAAUUUUGAUUUCUAAUAUUUUUCAAGUAGCCUGGUUUUUCCCCACCUGAUAGAAGUUGCUACAUCUUUCCAAACAGGUUCUCUAAUGAUCUUGCUUCACCAUGGCUACAAAUAUGGAGGGGCUGGUUCAGCACAGAGUGGGGACCCAGCAGGUGGCUGAGGUAACACGUACACAGACCUCUCGGCCAGAAUCUCCAGGGAUGACCAGCCCCUCCCCACGCAUCCAGAUAAUCUCCACCGACUCUGCUGUAGCCUCACCUCAGCGCAUUCAGGGCUCUGAACCUGCCUCUGGCCCAUUGAAUGUUUUCACCUCUUUGAACAAAGAGAAGAUUGUCACAGACCAGCAGACAGGACAGAAGAUCCAGAUAGUCACCGCAGUGGACGCCUCUGGAUCCCCCAAACAGCAGUUCAUCCUGACCAGCCCAGAUGGAGCUGGAACUGGGAAGGUGAUCCUGGCUUCCCCAGAGACAUCCAGUGCCAAGCAACUCAUAUUCACCACCUCAGACAACCUCGUCCCUGGCAGGAUCCAGAUUGUCACGGAUUCUGCCUCUGUGGAGCGUUUACUGGGGAAGACGGACGUCCAGCGGCCCCAGGUGGUAGAAUACUGUGUGGUCUGUGGUGACAAAGCCUCCGGCCGUCACUAUGGGGCUGUCAGCUGUGAAGGUUGCAAAGGUUUCUUCAAAAGGAGUGUGAGGAAAAAUCUGACCUACAGCUGCCGGAGCAACCAAGACUGCAUCAUCAAUAAACAUCAUCGGAACCGCUGUCAGUUUUGCCGGCUGAAAAAAUGCUUAGAGAUGGGCAUGAAAAUGGAAUCUGUACAGAGUGAACGGAAGCCCUUCGAUGUGCAACGGGAGAAACCAAGCAAUUGUGCUGCUUCAACUGAGAAAAUCUAUAUCCGGAAGGACCUGAGAAGUCCCCUGAUAGCCACUCCCACGUUUGUGGCAGACAAAGAUGGAGCAAGACAAACAGGUCUUCUUGAUCCAGGGAUGCUUGUGAACAUCCAGCAGCCUUUGAUACGUGAGGAUGGUACAGUUCUCCUGGCCACGGAUUCUAAGGCUGAAACAAGCCAGGGAGCUCUGGGCACACUGGCAAAUGUAGUGACCUCCCUUGCCAACCUAAGUGAAUCCUUGAACAACGGUGACACUUCAGAAAUCCAACCAGAGGACCAGUCUGCAAGUGAGAUUACUCGGGCAUUUGAUACCUUAGCUAAAGCACUUAAUACUACAGACAGCUCCUCUUCUCCAAGCCUGGCAGAUGGGAUAGAUACCAGUGGAGGAGGGAGCAUUCAUGUCAUCAGCAGAGACCAGUCGACACCCAUCAUUGAGGUUGAAGGCCCUCUCCUUUCAGACACACACGUCACAUUUAAGCUUACAAUGCCCAGCCCGAUGCCAGAGUACCUCAAUGUGCACUACAUCUGUGAGUCUGCGUCCCGUCUGCUGUUCCUCUCAAUGCACUGGGCUCGGUCAAUCCCAGCCUUUCAGGCACUUGGGCAGGACUGCAACACCAGCCUGGUGCGGGCCUGCUGGAAUGAGCUCUUCACCCUCGGCCUGGCCCAGUGUGCCCAGGUCAUGAGUCUCUCCACCAUCCUAGCCGCUAUCGUCAACCACCUGCAGAACAGCAUCCAGGAAGAUAAACUUUCUGGGGACCGGAUAAAGCAAGUCAUGGAGCACAUCUGGAAGCUGCAAGAGUUCUGUAACAGCAUGGCGAAGCUGGAUAUAGACGGCUAUGAGUAUGCAUACCUUAAAGCUAUAGUUCUCUUUAGCCCCGAUCAUCCAGGUUUGACCAGCACAAGCCAGAUUGAAAAAUUCCAAGAAAAGGCACAGAUGGAGUUGCAGGACUAUGUUCAGAAAACCUACUCGGAAGAUACCUACCGAUUUAGACAGGAAAGUUUUCAGAUCUGCCAAAGGGCAGAAUGCAUUGACAGGCUUUUCAGCCAAGGAUGGAAGAAUGCUUUCCUGUGACAGCUUCUGACCUAACGGAAGCUACAUGAAUUUGUGAGACCCUUUCAAGUAAAGUAUUUCCCUCCCCAUCAUAUCCCCCUAAAAUAAACAUUGGAACAAAAUUGACAGCAUGGGAAGACACACAGGCCCACCUUCCCCAAAGUGUGUCCCCUGCACAGACCUCAGUCUGCAGGAGCCCCAUGGAACAGAGGUGUCUUGGGUGUACAUACAUUUUGUACUCACUUGUUUGGUUUUUUCUCAUGAUAAAUUUCUUUAAAAGGAACUGUUGAAAUCAGAAAAGAGAGGUGGGUAGAUGGAUGCAUUUGGUUUGAUUCUGUGCAGUUCAGACAGGGCCCCAGGGGCCUGUGCUGAGCUGUGGUUGAAGGGCACCAAAUAGUCUCCUUUUCCAAUGACUCUCUCUUUUACAGAUUGGCCAGGAUCCUCGUUCGCCUGCCGGCACUCAGGCUGAUGAGCUCCAACAUAACAGAAGAACUUUUUUUUACUGGUCUCAUUGGCAAUGUUUCGAUAGACAGCAUAAUCCCCUACAUCCUCAAGAUGGAGACAGCAGAGUAUAAUGGCCAGAUCACCGGAGCCAGUCUAUAGUGCACACCACACACCUGCCAAGGAGCAAAAGAAUCCUCCCAGGACCGUUCACAUACAAAGAAAAGUAAAGUAGUGGUAUUUUGGUAUGUGCAAAUAUUUCCAUAUGUUAGCCAUUUCCUGUCUGGUUUUUCCUUAUCUGUUAAUCCCAGACAAUAGCAAUUAAGACUAGUAGGAUCCUUUCCUGACAAGAAAUGUUUUAAUGCCUUUUGAUGAAGCAGCAGAUUUUGAAACAAUCUUUUAACUCAGUUUAUAUUUAGAAAUUCUCAAAGGGCAAAAAACAAAGGUUUUCUAACGUCAGAGACUAGCAUUAAAGAAAACUGAAAGAACCU
Cebus imitator (Panamanian white-faced capuchin) is the source of this 4986-nucleotide messenger RNA. It is a transcript of the gene NR2C2, whose product is annotated as nuclear receptor subfamily 2 group C member 2. The transcript is spliced from 15 exons. Gene Ontology annotation, molecular function: nuclear receptor activity; zinc ion binding; RNA polymerase II cis-regulatory region sequence-specific DNA binding. Bases 2216 to 4075 code for a protein of 619 amino acids. Gene Ontology annotation, biological process: positive regulation of transcription by RNA polymerase II; cell differentiation; positive regulation of embryonic development. NCBI's taxonomy places the organism in Eukaryota, Metazoa, Chordata, Mammalia, Primates, Cebidae. The record is from RefSeq and is a predicted model, not a curated record.